AUGGCAAAACACAUACGAAUUGACCAUGUUAAAUCCAUCUGCAUCGAUGGUGUAACCUUGACACGUCAAAGCGACGGCGAUUUUCAUUGCCAUGUAUGCAAGGCUGUCUACGAAGAUCCCCUACAACUGCAAACGCAUCAUAAGCGGACCCACGUUGAUGGUGUUCUCGUUUCCGACACUACGUCUCACGAUUCAGAUAGCAAUACUCAUGCACCUAGCAAGAGGAAACACGAUCAAACCGGUGACAUAAAUGAGCAGCCUCAGGCUGCAUCGCGUACUGGUGGUAUUCCUGCCGAAAUACCACCAGGGAGCGGUACUCCUCCCCGUGUCCCAACCCCACAGCUGGCGCACUGUAACGAUACUCCCUCCCCUAAGGUGCACAAGAAGAGAAAAACCAAGAAAGGCUCUAUCGAAGUAGAUAAGGAGGUUGAUGUUGUGUCUCGUGCUGGCAGUCCCCCAGAUCGUCCUUCCUCCAGCAAGAAGCGCAAGCAUAAAGAAAAGAAGGCGAAGAAGGCGAAGCAUCGCUCUGCCCCAGACGCACAAGAACAGCUAGAUUUAGGGGCACCGGCAUCGGCAGCCACAACUAUUCCGCCGUUACCUUCUCCAUCCCAAGCUGAUGUAGCCGUCCUAAACAAACUCAGUAUUAUCGUCGACCCCAUACACAAAAUCGCGAUCUGUAUUGAUUGUGAGAUCGCAAUCCCUGCUGAUCACGUCCGUACGCACGCUGUGAGCCAUGAUUUGCGACCUCCUCCACAAGAAGUCCUGCAACCCAUCCUCGCGUCGUUGGGAUGCGUGAACAAGUUCACUGCACCGUUAGGACGCAUUCCCCCCAUCGUUGGCCUCAAAAUACUUCGUGGCUCCUCAUGCUCAAUCGAUGGAUGUGGUUUCCUUGCUGUUGCCACACGCACCAUGCAAGACCACUUCGCCUCCAAGCAUCCUGGUUUCUCGUAUCGUCCGAACUCAGCAGAGCGCGACCUCCAACGCAUAUACGAGUUUCGUGGCAAUCAGACUCUUGUUGCCAUCGAUCUCAAUCUCAUAAUGCCGCCGCAGCAACGCGCAUUUAACGAAUACCUUGACGAGAUCACGCGAAAUGUUCCCCAUGUUGAUUCAGAUGUGUACCACGUUGACCAUGACACGAGGCAACACGGAACUUUCUUGGGCAAAAUGGGGUGGAACAAGGCUAUCGAGGGCCUUUCGGUGACGAAAGCAUUGCAGGUCGUGUCCAGCCCCAGCGACGACGAGCAACACUUUCAAGCGCUGCACACUGCUGUACAUGAUUGGCUCAGCGAGAUAUGUAUUGUGCUACCCAAUAUCGACGUUACUUUUUUGCGUUGGGUCAACACUUCUAAAGGCGAAAUUGUCAACGCUCCCUUUCGAGCCCCUGUUACGGAUACAUACGUGGCCAAAUGUGCACGUAUAUGGGCCCGCUUCCUCACAAUGUUACUACGUUUCACAGACGCUCCAGACAGCUGUCCCUUUGAACUCCUUCUCACUGCCACCCAAACAACAGCGCUCCAACAGCUCUUAGCGGUCUUGACAGGCGCUUUGCGAGGUCCUGUGACCCAUCAUAUUCAAGAGGUUUCGUUCUUAUUCUUGAGCACUCCCAACGAACACAUCACGCAGGAUCGUUUCAGCUGUAAUCUCAUCAGAUACAUGAUAAUGUCGCAUCUGCUUCUUGACGGUACUUUCGAACCCGCGUCCACCAUCGUUCCCAACUUGUCAUGUAUACAAUACUCCAUGCGUGCAACUGGGGUGUUCGAGGGGUACAAUCGCGUGUUGAAUGGUACGACUGACGGGCUGUUGAAUUUUUACUUCGAGACUCUCAAACCCAUGCUCACUGAAGGCGAAAGGUAUCCCUUCACCACGCUCAGAGAGGAGAUGCACUUGCUCUCCUCCAUAGCUCAUUCAGAGACCCGCCUGCCAUGUCUCCUUUGGAACACAGAACGUACCGUCCUUCAAGUUGACGGCUCCCCGCUCAUCAUAUCAGCUAUCAGAGACAUGGUCCAUUCGCUGAUCAGCCGCGCAAAUACCCUCAUCGUAUCGUUAUGCGAAGGCGUUGACAUGAAGGACUUUGACCAGUGUUUGAAGACCCAUUUGGAUCCCUUAGAGCCUGGCAAGUGGCCUAAGGAUCCGCUCCGUAAUAACACCCCGGGCUACUCUUUCAUUCAAGACCCACAAAAUCCGUUCAAAGCUUUUCAAGCCCUCUUGUUGCAGAGGUUCUAUGAUACGCCGGAAAUAUUCAACAAAUAUCAUGUCCGCCAGCCGUCCAGGACGGUAUUCAAGCAAGCGUCAGUCGCAAGGUGGUUCAAUGCACUGGCCGAAUUCCAUGACAUCGUUUUCUGCCUUGUCCAUGUGACUUCAGGAGGACCGGCUAGGGGCACAGAACUCGAAACAUAUCGCCUCACCAAUACACGUGAGGGUCCUCGGACGUUGUACUUUGUUGCAGGCCAUAUUACCUUCAUUACCGGCUACAACAAAUCUCGCCAGCGCACAGAUUAUCCCGACAAAUACGUUGCUCGUCCCAUUUAUCGCCCUCUCCAACCAAUCAUCAUGUACCUGGCAGGCCCCCUGCGAGGCAUUGCUGAGGUUUGGAUUCAUGCUAUCCAUACUCCCCCUAGGGACCUGGGCCCUCAGGUAUUUAUGCGAUUUAGCAAACCGCUGCGCAGCGAGGACUUCUCGCAAAUCCUCCAAACCCAAACUAACCAUCACUUGCAUGUCUCCAUGGGCCUACGCAUGUGGCGUCAAAUGAUCAAGGCUAUCAUGCGCCGUAUACUCAAUCUGGACAUCGAUGACGAAGGAGACCAACAAGAUGAUGCUAUCGACGAAAGUUUUGGACACAGCACCGGUACUGGCAGGUCACGUUAUGGGUUGACAUGGAACGACCUCCCUAGCCUUCACGAAGACAUGAUAUCAGAGUUGUUCCAGGUAUCGCAGCGCUUCUGGACGUGGUUAGACAACCCCAAGCGCGCCGCUCGCGAACCACAGAUUUCGUACACCACCCUCCACGAGAUGGCAUCGGCCACCCUGGAUAAGCUGCAGGCAGUCGCUGUUGAGCAAACCGUAGUCAUAAAGGAAACGGCUUCCAACAACAAGCUCAUCAUCGAUUUGCUGCAGUCGACGCACGAGAAGAUUGACCGUACUCAUCAGGCCGUCAUUCAAACUCAAGCUCGGUCUGGCGAUGUCUCUCAAUCACCUGUUCUUGAUGUCGGGCCUAUGGAAAUCGCAUUUGUUCGAACCCAAGGCCUCCGUGCAUAUCUUGCCGACCCAACGGCCAACUUCAAGAGCAUCCAACAGGCUUUGGCGGUAGAGGUCAUCUCACAAGGCUACCCUCACGUCCUGAUCAUAAUGCCCACGGGUGCUGGAAAGAGUGUGAUCUACGGCUCCCCUGGGUAUGUGGAGAAUGCUGGAUUCCGUCUUAUCGUCAUUCCAUAUCGAGCACUGCUCGACCAAGUCAUCGACGACGCCAACUCCAAGGGAUUGGCAUACGCCAUCUAUCCUUCCCGAGAUAUCAAUUUGUUCAUUUGUCGCUUGGUUUUCGUCAGCUUGGAGCGUUGUGCUGACAGCGAGUUUCGAACCUGGGUCAAGGCCUGCAAGGCGUCUGGCCACUUGCGAGGCAUCAUUUUUGACGAGGCCCAAGACAUCCUCAUAGCCGCCAUCUACCGUCACGCAUUUAAGAUGCUGCUCAGGAUCACCGAUCUUAAUGUUCAGGUGGCUUUGCUGACGGGCUCGCUUAGUCCUCGUUCUGAGGUCGCAUUGUUGCAGAUGUUGCGUAUGGAGCCGUCCCACGUGCGUAAAAUUCGCAUGCCCACCCACCGCCCGGAAAUUCAAUACCGUGUUCGCCGUACUACGAAGGAAACAAUCGACGACGACGUCGUCUCGUUGGCGCUAUCGUUUAAGCUCCAACCCCACGAGCGCGGCAUCAUCUUCGUACUGACUACCAAUUGCUGUGAGCAGCUGGCAGAGACAACGGGAUUCCCGUGCUAUCACGGCCAACUCAGUGACGAGCAGCGCAAGUCCGCCAUGAUGACGUGGAGAACGGGCAAGUCAGCAUGGAUUGUAGGAACCUUGGCGAUGGCUCAAGGAAUCGACGUUCACUCCGUUCGGAUUAUCGUCAAUCGCGAAAUCUCCUGGGUCAGUACCGAUCAACAGGGCAACAAGGAAGACAAGAUCCUAUCGAUGAUUCAUUUUGCUCAAAUGUCGGGCCGGGCUGGGCGUGACGGAAAGCCCAGCGUCCAUCACCUCCUCUACAGCAACAUACCCUCAGUCGACAUCAAUCCUUCAGAAGAUCACGCUGGCCUCCAAUCAAUGGUUGAUUUGGUAUCCCACCAAACCUGCCGUCGCAGGUCCAUUUCGCUUUUUUUGGAUGGCAUAGAUCAGACCUGCUUGUCCAUGCUUUCAACUGAGCUCUGUGACGUUUGUCAAUCACAUGCGCAUGUGGUCAGACACCAUCAGCAAUUUUACAGUAGCCCGUCUGGCUCUCGCCUGAAAUCUCUUGCACCUCCUCAAGCUCUCACUCCAGCCCAUACUCUCACCCAGGCAGCGGGCCCGAGAGUUCAUGGGCUCCCUACUCCCAUUAGUCGCCAUACCGCAAGUACAUCUCACCGUCAGACUUCACCAACGCCGUUCAGACAGGCUGGUGACGUGCGCCUCCCUCAAAUGAGCAACGACAUCGAGGAAACAACAUCCUCUCAUGAUUCCGAUGCAUCCCCCGCCCCCAAAGCCACGCAUUAUAUCCCCUAUGGUUCACGCGCCAACCAACCAGCUCCCGCCAAACGUGUUCACUUGACAACACACGAUCGUCCACCCCCACAACCUGCAUACGUCGCCCCGCGGGCUCAGGGCCCCAUUCGUUCUGGAUCCCAUCAUACUCAAGUUCCUCAGCCACCCUCCAACUCCACUCCUGAGGAUCCGUUCGUGCAUGAACCGCUCUUGGGAGAGGGUUAUCCCACCACCCGAUCUGGCAAGGAGCAGCACAUCGGUCGAUGGUGUCAGAUGAACGUCGGCAAGUGUUCGAUCUGUCUGUUCUUCUCCGACUUUGGCAGACAUUUCCCCUACUCGUGCCAUCGAGGCAUCCUCAAAACUCAGGGGUAUAAGCAGUACAGACAACAACUACGUUUCACUUCCAAUGGAUUCUGUUAUGGCUGCCUCGCUCCUGAUCCCGUCCACCAGAAUCAGGCGCAGCCCAACCCCAAAAGCAAAUUCUCCUGUCUCUACGAUGACCAACUUCGCCCACUUGCGUACGUCAUUUACGACGACAAGCCCAUCUUCAAGGCCGUCUGCCGGGCGAUGGGCAUAAACAGCAGGAAGUUUUUAAACCGCGAUGCUUACCACAAGUGGCUUGGACAGUAUGAACCUCAUCCCGAAGCGCUUCCUAACAUUCACGAACUCCUCGUACACUAUAUGAACCUGAAGCUUUUAGACCAGCUGCCUGCCGCUCAAUCCUGA
Molecule: messenger RNA, 5445 nt
Organism: Suillus clintonianus
Lineage: Eukaryota; Fungi; Basidiomycota; Agaricomycetes; Boletales; Suillaceae
Exons: 11
Coding region: 1-5445 (1814 amino acids)
Biological process (GO): double-strand break repair via homologous recombination
Cellular component (GO): cytoplasm; chromosome; nucleus
Molecular function (GO): four-way junction helicase activity; 3'-5' DNA helicase activity; ATP binding
Source: RefSeq, a predicted model, not a curated record